This is a messenger RNA of Pogonomyrmex barbatus (red harvester ant), 1005 nucleotides long. RefSeq lists its product as uncharacterized. The record is from RefSeq and is a predicted model, not a curated record. NCBI's taxonomy places the organism in Eukaryota, Metazoa, Arthropoda, Insecta, Hymenoptera, Formicidae.
AAAUCUUUUAAACUUUAGAUUUUCUAGACUUUUAAAACUUCUUCGCAAAAUAUUUUUUAAUAAACCUAGAAACUACAAAAUAAGGGAGUUAGAGAUGUUUCUUGAGUGGGGAGCUCGUUUUCUUUUAGCUAUGUUUUAGCUAGAGAAAUAGAAAAGAAAAGAAAAUACCGCGCGGAAUUAUAGAAAAGUCUAUUUCCGAGAUUAUAUUUUCUGACUUGGUCGGUUUUUACAUUACUGCGCCGAUUCGUUCGCUGUCUUAAUUUUAAAAUAGUAAAGGAGUGAAAAAAUGGCAUUCUGUGAAAAAUUAAGAAGAUUUUUUAUCGUGUGCGCGAAUAUCAACCCGACGAUAAACGCGAGUGUUUAUAUUUCAUUAUUAAUAAAUGAAGAAGAAACAAAUUGUAAUCAUCACAUUUGCAAAAUUCGUACCGGAGUGUUCGAAAACCCUAUUGAGCAUUAUGUUCAGAUUAGGGUAUUUCGUGGACAAAAGACUUUUGAAUAUUGUAAAAGAAUAUAUAACCGGUGCAAUAGCUGGUGUGGGGGAGGAUGAUGCUGGCGGACAUAUCGCUUAUUUUACAAGGUGCACCGGAGGAGCGAGAGAUAACAUCGCGAUUGUACAUCCGUACCAACUACAAGGAUUGAGAUGCCCCGCCGAAAACGAGGCGGAAGGAGUAAAUGAGCGACGAGUGCGAAUGCGGAUAGACGUGUAAUCUGAGAAGGGUAUCCCAACGGUUGAUCUAGGUAAGAAAAUAUCUUUCAGGUAAGAAAAUAGCAAAUAUUGCUUUCAAAAUUAUCUCACUGAAUAUCGAAUUCAAUUAAUAAAAGCUUUUGUUUCAGAUGCGGAAGAAAAUAUCGAUGAUGAGCCGACUCUGAGCGAAGCCGACACCGAAAUUUACACACCGCAUGACAAACGACCUGGAUGAAUCCGAAUAUAGAGAAGAAAAUGAGGGGGAAAACGAAGAAGAACAAAAAGAAGAUGUAGAUGAAGAAGGAGAAGAAGUUGAUGAA